Molecule: messenger RNA, 246 nt
Organism: Glarea lozoyensis ATCC 20868
Lineage: Eukaryota; Fungi; Ascomycota; Leotiomycetes; Helotiales; Helotiaceae
Exons: 1
Coding region: 1-246 (81 amino acids)
Source: RefSeq, a predicted model, not a curated record
AUGCCCUUAAAGGGUGGUCGCUACGCCAAUGGUUUGAUUGAAUUGGUCUUCUUUGUAAACGGAACUGGGGCAAGUGUGGGAGUGGCCAUGGACGGCUUGAGUGGCUGUCUGCGAAGAGCCACGCCGCCCACGCUGGCACCCCGUUUUGACUACUCGAGGGCUGUUGAAGUGCCAGGAGCAGGUCCGAAAGCAGAGCCUUGUGGAAGAUUUUCUCUGGAAUCGGAGACGAAGCGCGUGCCAGGGUGA